Messenger RNA from Anneissia japonica, 851 nucleotides. RefSeq lists its product as uncharacterized. NCBI's taxonomy places the organism in Eukaryota, Metazoa, Echinodermata, Crinoidea, Comatulida, Comatulidae. The record is from RefSeq and is a predicted model, not a curated record. Bases 212 to 628 code for a protein of 138 amino acids. The transcript is spliced from 2 exons.
AUCGGUCGGUGACACGUCACUUCCUGUUUAACGAAUCGUAGUCUGGCCCACUGGAGUGAAAACAGCACACGUACCACGCACAUUGGAGUGUGUGUUACGACGGCUUGGUAACGAUAUUUAUUACGCAGUUAGCUUUGACCUUUCGAAAAUUAUAGAUUUGUGGUGAAAUAAAUCUUUUAUACAAUUGUUUUUUAUUGGAAUUAUUUCCAAAAUGUCUUACGAGUAUUCUGACAAGCUAAACCUUGUCGCUCGCGAACGUUAUGGAGCGAAAUUGCAGGCAGCAGGAUUGGAGUCAUGCCCGUACAAAUUGGAAGCAGGUUGCUGGAAAAAUGACCCAACAAAAUGGCCCGAUGUCCAAUACCCGGACAUAUAUUCUUAUCUUGUUGAAACACCAGGAGUCUUCACAAAGGAAGCAAUGAAAAGUUACAAAUCUCUUGAAGCACAUAAUUACUUUGUGUCAGGUUGGGUACAACAAGUGUUCUAUACAACCACAACAAGCGGAUUGGUCCUAUUGAAGGCAGACGUCAAGCCAUCGCAACGACUGAACAAUGAGCCACAUCAUCCAUGGGUUGUAGUGAAAAAAGAUGGAAGUGUAGUAGCAGCACAUUGCAACUGUAUGGCAGGGUAAGUAGUACUAUUUUAGUAUUAAGCACAGAGUAUGUGGUGUAGGUGGAAUCAUGUAGACAUGUUUUAUUAAAAUAUUUUAAAACCACAACAAACACAAAUUUAAAUAGCUUUUAUGCAAUCGCCAUGUUUCAUAAAAAUCAUUAAGGUCAAAAAUAACUUUUUAAAAUUUUAAAAAAAAAUGAGGAAUGAACAAUUUAAAAAUAAAACCCUUCCGACAGUGAAAA